AUGGCUGCCGAUAUCAAACCCAAGAAACUUACAGACAGAAAGCUUCUCAUCAUAAAUCCAAACUCUUCGAAGUCUAUGACCGAGGGCCUGCAAACUCUACUUUCUACAAUAAGUGAUUCCUCUCAGAUUCAAAUUUCAUUUUACACAGCUCAACUGCCAAGUCCUCCGUCCAUCAACAACGAGGAGGAUGCAACCCUCUCUACGCAAGUUGUUCUUUCGGACCUUACAUCGACUCUUGAUCAAUAUGAUGCAUUUCUUGUAGCCUGUUACAGUGUUCAUCCAUUGGUUACGGAACUCAAGAAGAGAGUGAGACCAAACGUACACGUGACAGGAAUUUUUGAGGCCAGUGUCAUGAUGUCUUUGGGAUUGUUGACGCAGGGUAACGGAAAGAGAUUGGGUGAUAGUGAAGGUGACAAGGAAGGAUUUGGAAUUGUGAGUACUGGAAAAUACUGGGAAGAGGUGUUGGGGGCAGGUGUGAGAGAUUUCUUGGGGACUCAAAAGGGAGAACAUUGUGAAAGAUUCAAAGGAGUAGAGACUACAGGUCUCACUGCUGGCGAGCUUCAUAGUGUCGAUAGUGAGAUUGUCGCCACCAAAAUGAAGGAAGCGGUGAAAAGAUUGGUUGGGAAAAGAGAUUGUUCCAUCGUUUGUCUAGGGUGUGCAGGAAUGGCAGGUAUGGAUGACAUGGUUCGAGAAGCACUCGUGGAAGAAUUAGGAUCAGAGGAUGCCAACCGAGUAUAUAUUGUCGACGGCGUCAAAGCUGGUGUUGUAUACUUGGAGGCAAAUAUGAAGGCAUUGCCUAAUGGAAGUGGCUAA
This is a messenger RNA of Botrytis sinoallii, 813 nucleotides long. RefSeq lists its product as uncharacterized. NCBI's taxonomy places the organism in Eukaryota, Fungi, Ascomycota, Leotiomycetes, Helotiales, Sclerotiniaceae. The transcript has a single exon. The record is from RefSeq and is a predicted model, not a curated record. Bases 1 to 813 code for a protein of 270 amino acids.